GAGAGGAGACCGGAGUCGUCCAGCGCCCGCAGAGAAAAACAGCAUGGCCAAAGAGUGGGGGUACGCCAGCCACAAUGGUCCUGACCACUGGCAUGAACUUUACCCCAUUGCCAAGGGAGACAACCAGUCACCCAUCGAGCUGCAUACUAAAGACAUCAAGCAUGACCCUUCUCUGCAGCCGUGGUCAGCAUCUUAUGAUCCUGGCUCUGCCAAGACCAUCCUGAACAAUGGGAAGACAUGCAGAGUGGUGUUUGAUGAUACUUACGAUAGGUCAAUGCUGCGAGGUGGUCCUCUCUCCGGACCAUACAGACUUCGCCAGUUUCAUCUUCACUGGGGCUCCUCAGAUGAUCAUGGCUCUGAGCACACAGUGGACGGAGUAAAGUAUGCAGCAGAGCUCCAUUUGGUUCACUGGAAUCCGAAGUAUAACACUUUUGGGGAAGCCUUGAAGCAACCUGAUGGAGUUGCUGUGGUUGGCAUUUUUCUGAAGAUAGGGCGUGAGAAAGGCGAGUUCCAGCUUCUUCUUGAUGCUCUGGAUAAAGUUAAAACAAAGGGCAAGGAGGCACCCUUCACCCACUUUGACCCAUCCUGCCUGUUCCCGGCCUGCCGGGACUACUGGACCUACCACGGCUCGUUCACCACUCCACCCUGCGAGGAAUGCAUUGUGUGGCUGCUGCUGAAGGAGCCCAUGACCGUGAGCUCUGACCAGAUGGCCAAGCUGCGCAGUAUCUUUUCCAGUGCUGAAAAUGAGCCCCCGGUACCCCUGGUGGGGAACUGGCGCCCACCACAGCCCAUCAAGGGCAGAGUGGUGAGAGCCUCUUUCAAAUGAGGCCCUGGAAUCGUGCCCUCUUCAUGAAAGGAAACCUGGUCUCUGGAGAGCUUGGGUCACCGCCUCCUGGUGCUCCUCCGAGUAUAUUUCACUUCUCCACAGCACGAGAGGCAUGUGGGUGAUGUCCUACCAAGACAUCACAGUUACGUUGACAAGAUCUAAUCUGAAAGCACGAGUUUCACACAUUGCCUUUGUAAUAAUCAUCUUUUCUAUAAAGCAGUAU
Messenger RNA from Dipodomys ordii (Ord's kangaroo rat), 1049 nucleotides. RefSeq names its product carbonic anhydrase III (gene Ca3). Gene Ontology annotation, molecular function: zinc ion binding; carbonate dehydratase activity. Bases 44 to 826 code for a protein of 260 amino acids. Gene Ontology annotation, cellular component: cytoplasm. Lineage: Eukaryota; Metazoa; Chordata; Mammalia; Rodentia; Heteromyidae. The record is from RefSeq and is a predicted model, not a curated record. The transcript is spliced from 7 exons.